This is a messenger RNA of Psilocybe cubensis, 678 nucleotides long. RefSeq lists its product as uncharacterized. NCBI's taxonomy places the organism in Eukaryota, Fungi, Basidiomycota, Agaricomycetes, Agaricales, Agrocybaceae. Gene Ontology annotation, cellular component: cytoplasm; cytosol. Gene Ontology annotation, molecular function: carboxy-lyase activity; hydrolase activity. The record is from RefSeq and is a predicted model, not a curated record. Bases 1 to 678 code for a protein of 225 amino acids. The transcript has 6 exons. Gene Ontology annotation, biological process: secondary metabolic process.
AUGGCGGUGCAGGUAAACGACCAACUAGCGGCUACAAUUUCGAAUGCUACAGAUAGAUUUGGAGCCUUUGCGUCGCUCGCUAUGCACAAUGCAACUAAUGCUGCAUUGGAGCUCAAGCGUACACCGGAGUAUGACGUAUUCUGGCAGAUGGUGUCGGAUUUGGACGUGCCUGUUUAUUUCCACCCCAGAACGAGCAUCCAGACGAUUCUCAACUUAUCCUUUUCGCAUGCGCCGUUUUUGAUCGGCCCAGCGCAGGAAUUUGCAGUUGGUUUGUCAACUCACAUUCUUGGGCUUUGUACAAAUGGUGUUUUUGACCGGUUCCCCAAGCUGAAGAUAAUCGUCGGCCAUAUGGGAGAGCGCAUUCCCUCGGAUCUAGUCAGAAUAGAUACCCAGCUCAAGCGAGAGAUUCCGUUCGGCUUGAUGAUGAAGCAGAACGUCACCACGUAUUUUCGCAAGAAUAUUUUCGAGACUACCUCUGGGAAUUUUGCACCGGAUUUGUUGAACUUUCACAUUGGUCAAAUUGGAUUGGACAGGAUUAUGUAUUCCAUUGAUUAUCCAUUUGUGAAUAUCCCUGAUGGAACGGCGUUUAUCAACGCUUUGUCCAGAACGAUGAUCCCAGAGGAUCACAACUCCUUGGCGAGAGGGCUGGCAAUUAAAGUGCUUCGGCUCGAUGAUUGA